AUGCAGGAGAUAGAAGAGUUGGGCUGGAUGCUGCCAGGAGGCUACAUGGACGUCCCAGCCAACAGGAACAAGGAGCUUGUCCAUGUUCUUGGAUCCUACAUUGACAACGUGGUCGGGUCCCGGAGGCGGAUGUACGCGUGGAGCGUUCCGUGCGAGGAAGCUCUGCGAUCAAUCGCUCAGGCCUCACCCAACGGAAUCCUUGAGCUGGGAGCAGGGACUGGCUACUGGGCUUCGCUGCUGAGGAGUCGAGGAGUGCCAGUUGUAUGCUAUGACAGGGUGCCUGUCAGUGGUGCAGUGCGAUUCGGGGAGAGGCAGGAGGGAGGGCAAACGAUUCCCGAUGCUCAUGUUCACACUUGCUCUCACAACUCUGUGGAAGGGCACGCGAAGAUCAACUCCCAGCAUGCUCUGAGGAGCUCGAUCUGCUUGCAGGACUUUGACUGUCACUUCACAGCGACUGCUGCGCCAUUCUACAAGGUCCAUGAAGGAGGAGCCGCCGCGGUCGACGAGUUCCCAUCACGCGCUCUCAUGCUCUGCUGGCCGCCCAAGGAGCAGGAGUGUUCCGCGUGCGAGGAGAGUGGGAAGGACCAGGACACAGAGAGCAUCUUCCUCGCCCUGCAGGUCCUCUGCUUCCUUGACGAGGCUGCUGGUUCACAGCUGGUGCAGGCGCUGGAGAAGUACAAGGGAGACACGCUCAUCUACGUCGGGGAGUGGACAGGGAGGACGGGGAGCCUCAAGUCGCUGAGUCCGCACGGAGAGACGGCAGGACCCAAGUUUCAAGCUAAGGUGCUGCGGGAGUGGGACCUUGUCUCAAGGACGGCCCUCCCUUCCUGGCCCUUCGUGCAUGAUGAGCUGAGUGUGUGGAGGAGGAAGAGGCUGCAUGCUCUCUCGCCCUGUCAAGCUCCUUCCUCUCACAGACCCUGCGGGCCGACAGGACCCAUUUCGUCAAGCUCUGACCUGAGCUGCGAGUACCGUCGGCGUGUUAUCGAGAUACAUCGGCGACUGUGGGAAGAAGAUUUGAUCCAAUACGCCAAGAAGAACUCGACGGAUGAAUUCUCGGAUGCUGAGAAGAGGAUUAUUCAAGGUCUGCAGGGGGCUAGGGAUACUCAAGCAGCUCUGCAGGUGAUGCUCAAAGAAUUCGUGGGAUGGUGCGACCAAAACUGCCCUGUCGGGGACGUUUGGAGCAGCAGAAGAGAAGGGGAGCAUUCGGGGGAAGAUUGA
Messenger RNA from Guillardia theta CCMP2712, 1218 nucleotides. RefSeq lists its product as hypothetical. Lineage: Eukaryota; Cryptophyceae; Pyrenomonadales; Geminigeraceae. The record is from RefSeq and is a predicted model, not a curated record. The transcript has 4 exons. The coding region runs from base 1 to 1218 and encodes 405 amino acids.